Messenger RNA from Neopsephotus bourkii (Bourke's parrot), 1286 nucleotides. RefSeq names its product heterogeneous nuclear ribonucleoprotein A1 (gene HNRNPA1). Bases 142 to 1272 code for a protein of 376 amino acids. The record is from RefSeq and is a predicted model, not a curated record. Gene Ontology annotation, molecular function: RNA binding. The transcript has 9 exons. Lineage: Eukaryota; Metazoa; Chordata; Aves; Psittaciformes; Psittacidae.
GGCGGUGGGCGGGCGGCCGGGCGGGGGCGGCGGAGUGAGGCGGCGGCGCUGGGCUCGCUCGGCCCCUUUCGGAGCCGGCGCCUCGCGGAGGGAGCAUCGCGGAGCCGCCGCCCCCAGCCCGCACCGCCCCGCGCCGCCGCCAUGUCCAAGGCCGAGUCUCCAAAGGAGCCUGAGCAGCUCCGGAAGCUCUUCAUUGGCGGCCUCAGCUUCGAAACCACAGACGAGAGCCUGCGCAGCCACUUCGAGCAAUGGGGCACCUUGACCGACUGCGUGGUGAUGCGGGACCCCAACACGAAGCGCUCCCGCGGCUUCGGCUUCGUCACGUACUCCUCGGUGGAGGAGGUGGACGCGGCCAUGAACGCGCGGCCCCACAAAGUGGACGGCAGAGUCGUUGAACCAAAGAGAGCCGUGUCCAGAGAGGACUCCCAGCGGCCCGGCGCCCACCUCACCGUCAAGAAGAUCUUUGUGGGGGGCAUCAAGGAGGACACGGAGGAGCAUCACCUGCGCGACUACUUCGGGCAGUACGGCAAGAUCGAGGUCAUCGAGAUCAUGACCGACCGCGGCAGCGGCAAGAAGCGCGGCUUCGCCUUCGUCACCUUCGACGACCACGACUCCGUGGACAAGAUCGUCAUCCAGAAAUACCACACUGUGAACGGGCACAACUGCGAGGUGAGGAAAGCCCUGUCCAAGCAGGAGAUGGCCAGCGCCUCGGCCAGCCAGCGAGGCUGUCCCCUGCCUCCUCCUCCUCCUCCUCCUCCUCCUCCUCCUCCUCCUCCUCCUCUCUUAGGCCGCAGCGGCUCCGGUAACUUCGGUGGUGGCCGCGGUGGCGGCGGCGGUGGUGGCUUCGGGGCCAAUGACAACUUCAACCGUGGUGGCAACUUCGGGGGCCGUUACGGCGGUGGCAGCGGCCCCGGUUACUCCGGUGGCGGUGGCGGCGGCGGCGGCGGUGGCAACCGUGGCUACGGGGGGGGCAGCAGCACCUACGAUGGCUACAACAACGGCGGGGGGGGCUUCGGGGGCGGCAGCGGGGGCCGGCGGCCGGCUCGGGGCCCGGCGCUGGCCGUCAGGAACGGGCUCUCCGAGGGGGGCACAGGCAGUAACUUCGGCGGGGGGGGCAGCUACAACGACUUUGGCAGCUACAACCACCAGAUCUCCAACUUCGGGCCCAUGAAGGGCGGCAACUUCGGGGGCAGGAGCUCGGGGCCCUACGGCGGAGCCGGUUAUGGGAGCUCAAGCGGCGGCGGCAGCUACGGUGGCGGGCGGAGGUUUUAACACCCCCCCCAGAC